This is a messenger RNA of Effrenium voratum, 3111 nucleotides long. NCBI's taxonomy places the organism in Eukaryota, Dinophyceae, Suessiales, Symbiodiniaceae. The record is from the annotation of a GenBank genome assembly.
AUGGGGCCUGCUCUCGAGGCGGAGGAUAUGACCGUGGACCAUCUCAGGGAGGUGCUCGAUGGCAUGGUUUGCAGGAACUCCACCAGUCCUAUUACCUUGCCAGAGCAACCGCCUGGCUCUUUCAACCCGGUCAACUUCCCCUGUGCGGACUUGCUCCACACAGACAACGCGAGCGUGCACCUCUUCGAUGUCAUCUUCAACUACCGCAAGGAGAUUGACUUUACCGUGUUGGAGCGCGAGUACAAGCGAGCCAUUGAAAAUGAAGAUCUGGACCUUAUUUCUGCACCCUUCGGCUUGCAGAAGAAAGUGUCUUAUACCAUUUGGAAGCACUUCAUCUUCCCCCAGAAAUGCAAGGCCCCUCUCUUCAUGAAGCUCGGCUUCGGAGUUGCCAAGCGCGCCAUCUGGAUGCAGGAGCCCAAGCUCGGCAGAAAGAUCGUGCAGUACUGCAUUGAGACCAUGGGUGGUCGGCAGUUCAAGUGUGCGGAGCUGUCGAGCAACGCCAUCGUGAAGUCCAAGACUGUUUCCUCAUUCGAGGCCUUGGUUGACCGCGCUCUUCGGAACUUGGCUUCGGAUGGCGCUUUGGCCCGCAAGGAGUUCGAUUGGCCCAUCCCCUUGACGACCAAGUAUUACCAUUCCUGGCUCUUGGAGAUCAUGGAGGAGAUAUGGGACUUCGAUCUCUCAGCCUUCACCAUGCUGGGGGAGGCGGGCGCGGGAAAGAGCCCGUUGGGUAGGAGCGUCCUGAUGGCACAGGUGCGCCACAACAAGGCGCGCUUCAACUUGUCGGGUCAGCCUUGUAUCCGCUCUACGCCGGAGAUUGACUUUCUUCGUGGCGAACAGGGGUCCGUGCUCAUGGGCAAUUUCCUGGAUGACACAUCCUUGCACAUGCUCCCGAUGAAGUUGCUCAAGGCAUUCCUGGAUGUCGGGCUCUAUGAGAGCAUGUGUUGGGCUCGAUGGGGUGCGACAAAAUGGGUUCAAAACGAACCUCGUGCCGUCGCAGAUAACACCUAUGAUGAUGGUGUUUCCGAGGAGCCUGCGUAUGCCAACACCGUCAGCUUCGAGACUUUCUUCAAGCUCAUGCGCCCCAGCAUUGUGGAAAGUGCCACUCUCGCCCACAUGGAUGCUGUCUUCAAGAGAACUUGCAUCUUGCUGAAUACGAAGACUCACGUCUACUACAGGAAGGCGGGCAUCAACACCGAGGCAGUGCCGCGUGUGUGGGAGAUCAAGGCGGAAUAUCUCACCGAGGAGGGCAAACGUCUAUAUGGUCUUCACAAGGGUGGAACCAAGGAGAUCACAGAUGACUUCGUCGAGGAGGUGAAGAAGGAGCAGCUGUGGGUGGAGGCGGUCAUGCACAAGCGCUUCGCAGAGAGGAGUCGCAGCAAGGAGGAUGAAGAGGAAGAUGCCAAGCGCAAUCGGAUUCGGGAGCAAGUUUUCGGAGAGAGGCCAGCGGCGGCUCCUUCGGUGACUCAGCAAAUGCAAGACAAGCAGAAGCGUGCCCUUGAGAAGUCUGCAGUGUCGGUCAAGAAGGAGAAGUUUGAGAUGGAGCAGGAGGGGGUCUUCAAGAAAGCUAAGACAUGGAGCUUGAAUAUGCAGUCUUCUGGCAGCGUGAUCGACUUGGACUCUUCCCCGCAGAAAGAGAUGGAUGAGGCCUGGCUUCAUCCUGCUGGCUGCGGUGCUUCGAACGAGACCUACUCGGAGGUGUGCCUUUGCAAUUCUCUUCGCAGCCUUGGGUGCCCCAUUUCUUACGACAAGAAUGGCCCGUUCACUGCAGCUGAUGGAUGUGAGAUGUUGGCCCCCUUAGGUGCCCCUUUGAAGUUAGUGUCUACAAACAGCAAGCUGCAGCCAGGCAAGUUUAUCGUGCUGGACACAACAAGAAGCCAUUUCUUCGCUGUCAUCAACGCGAACGGGAAGGUGCAGAAAGUCGACGAUGGCAUGCAUGCGUACAUCUCGGCGGAUGUCUUUGCGGAGUUCAUGAAGAGUCCGAUUUUCCAUGUUUUCAAGCUGACCUUCAUGUGCGCUGGUGCCUCAAGCCUAUGCCCUGCUUUUCAUAUUCCCGGUGGCGCGCUCUCCAAGAAGACCUACGGCCUCAAUUUUGUCAAUGUCGAUGGAUGCAAACUGAACACCGCCAACCCGCAGGACAUUCAGAAGGUCUUGUUCGUGAACGUGAAGCGUGGCUUCAGCUUGGAGUACUUGCAGUACCACACCCAGCUUGAGUUCCGUGCAUUUGUUUCAUCCAGAGCCAUCCAGGAUGUGUACGAGAAUGUCCACGGCACCGUGGAUGAUACGGACUUCACUCGCUUCCGGAAGGCUCACGCAGAUGCAAUUAUGUACUGGGCGGCAUUGCAGGAGUUGUCUUCCCUUGGCAUCAACCAACCCAUUGAGAUCGGCAACGAACUCUCCGAGAUCUCUUUGGCUGCGUAUGACAAGCACCUGCACUCCAAAGUCUUCCCCCCUCGAAACAAAGCUUCUGUCACAGAGCUAGUUGGCGAUGGACAUGCCAAAGUCCAUGUGAAGUGCUCUGAGGUUGCGCCGCACCAAGGCAAGCCCCGCAAGAAUGGAAAGGGCAAGCCGUACGGGCACGGGUGGUUCAUGAUCGUCGACCCCAAGAACUUGCAAGUGCUUUCGGUUUCCUGCAUGAGCAAGCCAGAGAACAACGAAGUUGUGAAGGACUCACUGUUGAAGAUCUUGCCCAUGUACAAGAAGGUUAACUGCUUCGUGCUGGAUCGGAACUGCGCCUUCAUGCCGCAAGCCAUGGAGGUGAAAGAAUUCAAGCAGGUGAAGUAUUGGACCAUCGACUGCUUCCAUGCCACUGGGCACAAGAAGACAUGCAAGUGCAACCCUCUGCAUGUGCCGCGGUUGGCCAAGCGGUUGAAGCACGUGAACACGUCUGCGGCAGAGCAAGUGUUCGCGUGGUUUCGGAACUACGCACGUGUGCUGAACGAAUCCUCUCCUCUCCGGCACGCCUUCAAGGUGCUCUACUACUGCAAGAUGCAUAACCAAGCGAUCCGCAACAAGAAGGCCACGUACAUCAACCAGCACGGCCAGCAGAAGCGCAAGCGUGUGGCCAAGCCCUAUCAGUGCUCCUCCGUCUACAAGAAACCGUCCGCCAAGUGA